ACGAGGGAGGGAAGGAGGAACUUGGCUCACGGGCAAUACUCGACAUGUAGAGACCGACCGGCUGUGCACGGCCAGCGCGGAGACGAUCGCGCGAGAGAGGAUUUGAGAGAGGAAGAGAAAAAAGAGAAAGAAAGAGAGAGCGAGAGAACGGCAACGAACGGUCCCGAGAGGGACGGGGAAAAGGUUGGUGGGAGGAGAAACUGAGAGAGAGUGAAAGAGAUAGAUCGACCGAGUGUAGGAGAGACACCGAAUGAAACAGAGCGAGAGAGAGAGAGAGAGAAGGAUAGGCAAAUAGAUAGGUGUCGUGUACGUAUGCGUUGCGAGUGACGAGUGUGCCGCCGCGACGUGCAGGUGUGUGCGCGUGUUGCAGGCAGGCCGCCGGCACAAAAAGUGUUGGGCCCAGUGGACUUUUCCAUACCGGAGGAGAGCUGCGUGCAUACGUACAUACGUGCGUACAUCGUGCGUGCGUGCCGUCCGCGCGCGUGUCUGUGUGCGCGAGAGUGCGCGCGCCGCCUUCGCGAUCGCGGACGGACACGCCGGCGAGUUUUCGGCCGAGUACCUGCGAACGAGGACGGACGGAGACCGAUCGACCGACCGACCGAUCGACCGACUCUCCUCUCUUCUCGUGGUCUACGCGGUGACCUCCGCUAAGGGAGAAGAAACGGGCGAAAGCCGCACCGAAGGAUAGCCAACUCGAUUUCAUAGAGUGCGCGCGUCAGGUGCGAGAAGAAGAGAAGGAGAAAGAAAGAAAGAAAGAAACAAAGAGAAGAAGAAGAAGAGGGUUGGAUUACUCCGGGUGAGAGAGACCAGGAAUUUGGACGUCGCAGCGCUGACGUCGAGAGGAUACCUUACGUGGACGGCUUUACCGGGUGGAAACGACCGCAGAAUCGUCGACAGCGAGAAGAGAAGGUAAUAGGAUCGUCCGUCACUGAGGUCUACCUUGCCGGCCGAGAGAGAGAGAGAAGGGGGAGGGAAAGAAGGAGAAAGAUAGAGAUUGUGAGAGAAAGAGCGAGCGAGCCAGCUUGGUACACACGAACUCCGUUCCAACUCUGACUCCUCCGUCGCCACUAACUCGCGGUCGGUAAAGCGUCGAAACGACGGCGGUGGUGAUCCGGCGAGAUACGACUGUGCGCGAACGAACGGCUGGCAGUCGCGGUCUUCUGGUGGACGUGAUAAGGACGAGCGGCGCGAUCCGUUCCGGCGAAUGAAGUGGUCGGUUGUGCGAGGCGCGAGAAGAAGCUGUGAAGGGACGGACAGGAAGAAAGGAAACGAUCAGCGGAUAUUCGAAGGAUGCGGCUUCUCGAUCGAAGAAUUUGGUGCUGCAUUUAGUGCUACGUACUCCAAUCGGGCCAAUAUUCAGAAGACCAAAGAAACUUGAGAAGGAUCUAGGAAGCGAGAUAUUAAAGAAAACAAAAUCUCCGCGGAGGAGAAAGCGAACGUAAAGCAACAACGACGAGAGAAGACACGAGUCCUUGAUCGACAAUCCGGUACUACGUAGACUUAAUUACGGUCGACGGUGCGGGCAAGGCAAGAAGUAGCCAAAAGGAAGAAAGGAAGUAGCCGGAGCGUCCUUGAUGGGCCAUCCGGUGGUACGUGAUCGAGCUGUGUCGCGACCGACAUUGGCUCGGCUCCGUCGCAUCGAGGGAGAUUAGAGGCGACCCACGUUUUACUCACUUCGUUCGGCAGACAACGAACGCCGGCGAAGCCGGGACGGGAGCAACGAAGGAGAGCUGCGGGGGGAGAGCGAAGAGAGGAGAGGAGAGGAGAGGAUCUACUUGCUGAUCAGCGCGAACCCCAGGCGAUAAGCGACUCCCGUCUCGAGUUGACGAGCCGCUGACUCGGCAGACACGGGAGCCGGUUGUUUCAACGCUAUUAGUGCCCAUGAUGACUCCAAUUAUCCGCGAGUGACUUCCACGUUCGCGCGACGAUUUGUCUGCCGUCCGAUCCGAUCGUUUUGCGACCACCCGGUGCGUUCCGUGCUGGUUUCCUUAACGGAAACGAGGACUCUCCCCGACUUCCACGUGUACACGUCGAGAACUGCCGAUUCUGGAUCCUUGCGAGUGGAUGGAGUAAUUGGCAACGUUUUAGAAAUCGGCCAGAAAUGUGCGAUUGAACGCGCCAAGGGAUCCCUCUUCCGAGCGAUCGCACGCAUCGUGGAUCCACCUGGAGUCUCAACUUGAUCUACCAUUAUUAAUCGCUUCGAGGAUAAUCCGGCAGCGUCGUUUCAUCGGAUUAAUUCGUCCGGGACGAAUUUCCAGAUUAACGGACGGGCGAUCGCCUUCCACUCCAUCCGGGAUUACUCCGGGAUCGCGCUCGAUAAGCCACGAGGAUUCCCGUACGCUCGCGCUCGCGCUCGCGCGAGGCUACGCUUGAAAAUCGCUCGGUGUCGUUGCUUGACAAAACCGGUUUCGUUCGGCUCAGCGAAUCUCGGCGUUUAUACAAAGGUCGUGUGUGAGAGCGCGCCGCGCGCGCGACCGCGGGAGAGUAUGUGGUAGGAGUGAGAUUUAUGGAAAACGAAUUUACACGAGGUCACACCCACGGGAGCGGCUGUCUAUCUCUCUCUCUUUUUUUCCCUAUAUCUUCGUUUCUUUUUCUCUCUCUUUCUCUCUCUCUCUCUCUCUCCCUCCCUUGUCUGUCUCCUUGUAACUCACACUCUCUCCCCCAGUUCGUCUAUCAGUUUAUCCACGCAUUUCCUCUAUUAAUAAUAACGACGAAACCGAUACAAUAGAGAAUCGCCGGCCAGAUCACGUUGAAGAAUCCUUGAAGGAAUGAGAUCUCGAUCUCAAGAGAGUGAUAUCGCUCUGAUAUCGACCAACCGAAUAAAUAUGCCACAUUCGUGGCGGCCUUGAAGAAUUUUCUUCGGGUCGACAGUCACCGUGCGCAGGAUCAGCGAAUCCGAUAUCACCGGCAACGAAGCACAAGGGAAUUCAUAGGGCGGCUCAUCAUGCUAGCGACCUUGAGUAUCCAAGUGUCUCCGAUGAUUAAGAAUCGCGAUCGAUCGAGUACGUAACUAUCGGACGGCGAAUCUCGAAGACUUCGAAGGAUGUCGGGGGAUUUGGGUGGUCCACGGGAGGAGCAGGACUCGUCGCCUGAGUCGAACAACAGCAACGCGUCAGUUGCGGAAACAUCAUCAGCGAGGAAAAUUUAGCUGUCUUGCCACGAGCACUUGCUUGAUGAUCGGUCACGGCGACAAUGAAGCGUGCGACGAGCGCAUCCGUUGCGGCCGCCACGGCCGCCGCGACGCAAGUGCAUCACCAGGCGAGGAUCCAGGAGUUGUUCUCUCCCGGGUCAAUGCCGACGAUGACGACGUCGACGACGACAAUGACGAUGACGACGACGUCGACGAACACGAAUACGACGAUCGUCGGUACCUGCACAGACGAACUGGAUAAGCAAAUCACAACGAUAUCCUCCCGGCUCGAGUCAAAAGGCUCACCGAAGAUUAGUCCCGGAACGGGCGAUGACAACAAGGCUAAGUCUACGGUAAUGUCACGAUUAUUAGCCGUCGAUUCCGAUAACUACAUGCUGCGCAAGGCCUCCUCAACGGCGACAACGACGGCUACCAACGGCGCCGUGGCACCGUCGUCUACCACCUCAUCAUCGUCGUCAUCGUCGUCAUCAUCGUUGAAUGGUUCCGCGAACAUUCAACUGCAACGGCAGAUGCAGAGUCUCGCUAUCGGAUCGGCUACCGCGCCGUCGAUCCUCGCAACGUAUGGCAACGGCAAUGACCACGUUGUCGGUCAGCUGUACGACGUCACGCGGGCAACGUCCAGAUCGACGGCGACGUACGUGUCACCCAGGUGGUACACCACCAGUAAUAAUAACCAGGCAACGAGGCAGCAUCGGGAAGGUACUGCGGUGGCAGCGGUGACUGCGACCGCGCAACUCGAGGAGCAAUCCUUGCAGCAGUUGCAGCUGCAAUCGCGUACGACGACGUCAACGCGCGACGACGCGACGACGCCCGCGGCCUCGACAGCGGACGGUAUCGAGAGCGAGCUCGGUUUCACGAGGCCGGUGUGCGCGAGACCGGUGUCCUUUCAUCGAUACAUGUGUUGGUGUAGCGCGCAACAGCAGCUGCAGCUGCAGCAGCCUGCUGUAGCGGAGGGCGUCGACGCGAACUCCUCGAUCGGUCGCGCGAAGGGUGGCAGGGGCUCAGCCACCCACGAAGGGUUGGCAACGAGACGAACUGUGCGCGAUGAUAAUAGUAGUCUAUGUUGCUGCAUGUGCGGUUCUCUAUGUCCUGCAGAGUGCCACGCGUGCUUCCACAUCGUGUGCUCGGACUACAGCGGCCAGCACCUGUGCAAAUGGACUACCAAGGGUCACGCGCUACCGGGCCAGGUUCACGACAAGGACAAGCCUGUCAGUGAGUGGACGUCGCUGAACGUAGUUGAAUGGAUGUCAGCCCUAAAUCUAUACCGCUAUGCGGACGUCUUCAAAUCGAAGGACAUCAAAGGCAGCGAUCUGCCUCAUCUGGAUCGGGAAAAGCUCAUGAAUAUGGGUAUAAAAGAUGAAUUUCAUCAGAAGAACAUUUUGGUGUGCAUCGAGGAACUCUGCAAAACGUUACCACCGCCUCCGGCGAUGGAGACGAUGGGUUCGACGCUCAACACGACGACACCGACACCCGGCGUCGCCGUCGAAUCGGCCUGUUCCCUCGGAGUCAACUACCCGGGCAACAACCUGGCCAAUAACGCGCACAACCUCGUGCCGCACAGCUUCAGCGUGUUGGAGAAGUGCGGCAAAUGCCAUAAAUACCUCAGGGGCCUCUUACACCAGGGCUUCCUCUGUCAAGAUUGCGGGCUGGUCUCUCACAGGACGUGUUCAGCGACGGGUUUACCUUCCAAUUGCAUAUCGGUCGACUCGGACAAUCGUAUCAGCAGGUUUACUUCAGUGUUCGGCCUCGCGCUGUGCUCGCAAUUCGACACCACCAGCCGUGCGGCGCCGAUUCUGGUGGAGCGAUGUACCCGCGCCCUCGAGGAACAGGCGUUCGCCGACACGACACUGCUGCUGUCUGUAUUAUAUCUAUUUAUUUUUUGCGAUGAGCUAAACAUAAAGCAACGUAACAUAAUCUUUUCAGAUGUCUGCAAUGCGGAUUUAAGUCCGUACACUCCCCAAUGUAUCGCCAGUGUCUUGAAAAAGUUUCUACGUGAAUUGCCAGACCCAGUGAUCCCGGUGCAAUGGUACGACAGGUUUCUGGAUGCGUCGAAUAUGAGAAGCGACGAACAAUGCGCGACGCGUCUCAAUCAAUUAGUAGCGGAGCUGCCGGAACAUCAUCGUAGCACAUUGUGCCAUUUGAUGGCACAUUUCUGUCGCAUCUGUCAGUUGCAGCACGGAAGGGGCUACACGGAACCACCGACCAUCCUCGUACAAGUUCUCUGCCAUAUAUUUCUCAGGCCACCCUGGGACCGAAUCAUCCAAGUUGUUCACAACACGGAGGCACACAUACGUAUAAUGGAAUUGCUACUAUUACACGGCGAUUGGAGCGAGAGGCUACCAGAGUUUGCCAGUCCUCCGCAAUUACCGCCACGUAAAGUUUCGAGACCACAGUUUCCGAUUUUGGAUCCAUUCCCGGUUCUUGAAGACGAAGCUGUAGACAAAACGGCACCUGGUGCAGAUACUGGCAAGGACCAACAGCCGCAUAGGCCACGCACACUACAGGAAGCUGAAUGGUAUUGGGGUGAAAUCACGAGGGAUGAUGUAAACGAGAUGAUGAUCGACUCACCGGAUGGCACUUUUCUGGUACGCAAUGCGUCCUCUAAAGGUGGCGAGUACACUCUAACGCUGCGUAAAGGCGGGACCAACAAACUCAUCAAGAUCAGCCAUCGAAACGGAAAAUAUGGAUUUUCGGAUCCCUAUAACUUCCACUCGGUCAUCGAACUGGUCGACUACUACAGGAACUGCUCGCUCGCACAGUAUAAUUCGGUGCUGGACAUUAAGUUGCUUUAUCCAGUGUCGCGAUUUCAACAGGAUGACGAGAUCGCAAAUACGACUGAUAUGGCAAAAGUCAGACAGAAAUAUUUCGAGUUAGAUAAAGAUAUAAAUGAUACAAUCCGGCAGUAUCAACAUUGUUCGGAUUUGUACAGUAAAACGGCCUACGAAGUUCAGUUGAAGCGUAAUGCAUUGGAAGCCUUCACAGAGGCCAUCAAGAUGUUUGAGGAACAGAUAAAGUUGCAAGAAAGGUGCAAGAUAGAAGCCCAGCCUCAUGAGAUUUCUACUUUGACAGACAAUUCGGAACUGUUGAAGCGAAGAUUGAAGGCCUUAGAAGAUAGCAAAGAACAACUGGAUGAGAGUCUGAAACAACAGAUCGCCUACUAUAGGACCCUUGAGAGAGAAAUGUACAAGCUGAAGUCAGAGAUUGGAGUACUUGUGCGGCAAAAGGAUCGCCAUUCUCAAUGGUUAAAGAAAAAUGAGAUAAAGCAAAACAAAGAGGAGGUGGACUUUGCAGUUCAUUCCGAUGAGAAAACGUGGCUGUAUUUGAAGGGUUCUCGUUCUGAUGCUGAUGCUAUUCUAAAGGGCCGGUCCGAUGGUACCUUCCUUGUUCGUCGAUCGAGAACGGGCCAGUACGCACUUUCUAUAGUGUGCAACGAUACGGUACAGCAUUGCAUAAUAUACGCUACCGAGCGCGGUUACGGCUUCGCUGAGCCAUACAACAUUCACGAGACCUUGAAACACCUAGUGCUGCACUAUGCUCAGAAUUCUUUGGAAGAACAUAACGAGUGCCUGACCACCACUCUGGCCUAUCCCGCGUUUGCGCCGCCCGCAGCGCUAGCGCAACUACAGGCCCAGCAGAAGCAGUUGCAGAUUCAUAUUCAGAAUCAAUCGCCGUUCGCGCGACCGCCCCAUGAGAAUCAACUCGUCAUGCCGCAUACAUAAUAUUGGCUUGUCGAGCGUCGCGAUCCGGAUCCGCUCGAGUCUGAGUACGUUCACGCACGCGCGCACACCCACACGUGAGUUCUGCUGCUACAAGCAUCAUUCGCCGACGCGAUCGGCAGAUCGACUGUAUCACGUGAGCCUUCCUUGACGAGUUCGAAUACGUUUCGUUGCGAGACAAAACGUUCCUUCGUUCGGAACGUUUCCUAAAAUCGCGUACAAUAAUUAUGCUUAUUUCACAGUGAGAGGAAAUAAUCUCACGCGAAAUAUCGUGAAAGCACGCAAUGUAAUAUCGGUUGCUUAAUCAUCAUCGAAUGAUAGGUAGGUCGUAAGAUCUCCGAAAAUACGGAGCACUUUGACGAAGUGUAUAAUAGCCGUAACGAUAGUAAUCGUAAGAGAUACUAGCGAUAGAAUUAGAUAUAUACGUGUUAUCGUGAUACGAUAAUGAUCGCUUCGAAGCAGAAGUUCCCAAACGGCGCGUCGCGACAUCCUGAUAAAACGCAAUUUAUAUCCAGAAGAAUGCAGAAGCAAGAA
This is a messenger RNA of Mycetomoellerius zeteki, 7401 nucleotides long. RefSeq names its product phosphatidylinositol 3-kinase regulatory subunit alpha (gene Pi3K21B). Gene Ontology annotation, molecular function: 1-phosphatidylinositol-3-kinase regulator activity; protein binding. Gene Ontology annotation, cellular component: phosphatidylinositol 3-kinase complex. Bases 3193 to 6870 code for a protein of 1225 amino acids. The record is from RefSeq and is a predicted model, not a curated record. Gene Ontology annotation, biological process: insulin receptor signaling pathway; phosphatidylinositol phosphate biosynthetic process. The transcript is spliced from 14 exons. NCBI's taxonomy places the organism in Eukaryota, Metazoa, Arthropoda, Insecta, Hymenoptera, Formicidae.